Molecule: messenger RNA, 732 nt
Organism: Echinops telfairi (small Madagascar hedgehog)
Lineage: Eukaryota; Metazoa; Chordata; Mammalia; Afrosoricida; Tenrecidae
Product: olfactory receptor 14C36-like
Exons: 3
Coding region: 61-732 (223 amino acids)
Biological process (GO): G protein-coupled receptor signaling pathway
Cellular component (GO): membrane
Molecular function (GO): G protein-coupled receptor activity; olfactory receptor activity
Source: RefSeq, a predicted model, not a curated record
UAUUUUAGGUACUUUCACGAUUAUUUGCCUGCACCUUAAUCCAAAUCAAAGAACACAAAGAUGGCUAAUAAUACCAGAAUAACUGAAUUCCUGCUUACACGAUUCUCUGAUGUUUGGGAAUUCCGAGUUUUGCAUGCCUUGCUAUUUUUAUUGAUGUACUCGGCAACUCUGCUGGGGAAUCUUGUCAUUGUCACAGUAACCACCCUGGACCAGAGUCUCCAAACUCCCAUGUAUUUCUUCCUUAGGAAUCUGUCUAUCCUGGACAUGUGCUAUAUUUCAGUGACUGUACCAAAGGCAUUUAUAGUCUUCCUGCUCGACAACAGGGUAAUAUCCAUGUCUGGUUGUGCAGCUCAGAUUUUUUGUGUGGUUUUGUUUGCUUUUUCAGAAAUGCUUUUUCUCACCAUGAUGGCCUAUGAUCGGUAUGUAGCUAUCUGCCAGCCCCUCCACUACUCUGUGAUCAUGAACCAUAGACUAUGUGUCCAGAUGACAGUGGUUUCCAUAGUCAGUGGUGUCGUAUACUCAGGAUUCCACACGAUCAACACAUUUCAGUUGACCUUCUGUCAGUCGAAUGUGGUUCUCUUGUUCUUCUGCGAUAUCCCUUCCCUUUUGAAGCUUUCUUGUUCUGACACGUUCAGCAACGUGAUUGAAAUUUUUGUCUCUCUCAAUCCUUCCCCAAAUUUUAAGGUUAAACUCUUUAUGAGAAGAGAUAAGGUGAUCAAGAAAAAAUUUUAA